Molecule: messenger RNA, 5010 nt
Organism: Lingula anatina
Lineage: Eukaryota; Metazoa; Brachiopoda; Lingulata; Lingulida; Lingulidae
Source: RefSeq, a predicted model, not a curated record
UUUCAUAUUUAAUAACUGAACAAAUACCAUCCAUCGUGUCUAAUUAUUCUACAAAUUACCUUAGGAAAUAUGUUUUCUUGCAUAUUACACCGGUUAGAUCUCAUAUAGCUGCCGUCAAUGGGACAUGAGGAAAUGCCCAAAUGGCCUAGUGCGACCGGUCUAUAACCAUGGCAACCAAGCCCUGGAUACGACCCUGCAAACGUGAAGGUCAUUAAGCCUGACAGAGAGUUUUAUGUGUGCCCUAUAUUAAACACGAAACAAAGAGGUCACUCCAUUCUUGUGACCAGAGACAAGGUCAAGUAUCCCAGGUCCAGAGAUUUUGUCAUUGUCAGCAAGCAAGCUGGAGAAAUCAUGCAUAAAGUGUACGCAACUCAAGAAAAAGGAACAUACCGAUAUUUUGUCGCUGUAAGGGCCUCGUUGGAAGAUGUCAUCCAGUAUGCCAACUUUAACCAAACAGUUCCUGUCCGUUCCCUCAUGGAUGACAGGACGCUUGAGCACAUGCCGGAAAAACGCAUUUUUAAAAUUGCCUCUGCGUGGGAAGGAGCAGCCAUUAGAGGUUCCUUAGUUCACUUGGUAAAAGAUGAUCAUGUUUUUAAAUGUCUUGGACAUUGGUACAAUGUGACCAUAAGACCUGUGGCGUCUCAGUACAUUGUGCUACGACAGAGUAUGUCAAAACACAUUGGCGUUGGCGAUGUCGUCGUCGGCAGGGAAAGUCAGGGCUUCCUCGAGGACAUAGAGGAUGUUGUAACAGAAUCUGAGGCUGUGACGUAUCACGCCAAAGUGAAGACGUGUAGUCAGGCUAUGUCUUUUAGUUUAAUUGCUGUCUCUCCUGUCUCCACAUCUAACACUAUGUACUGUCACGGCGGAGAACAGAAUGACAGAAGCCUGCACAUUAGUGAGUCAGUGAAUCAAGAGACGGCGCCACCAGUCGUAGGCGACGUCAUUCCAGGACGUACAUCUGGCGCCUUUCUCGGUCAGGUUAUUUCAAGGUUUGAGAAAGGGGGCUACAUUUUCCUGGAGUGUAUCCCCAUCCAGGACUUAAACAAAGACACAGUGCUGACGUCUGCUCCCUACACUGCCUUCCACCCCGACAGACGACUGAACAACCAAAUAUCCACUGAUGGCAUAUUUACAUCACUGAAAAAGGAGGCGGUGUUUGAGACAACCUCAGCGUUAAGAAAGCAGCUGUCAGUUGACAUGAAUAUAGUGGUGACAGCAGGACUGCAGCUCCAUCUACAGUCCACUGUUCCCAAAGCACAGAAGAUAGGGAUCCGACUGGAUGCAACCAUUGACUACAAUAUGAACAACAGUUAUGAGGCAUUGGUCAGAUACACCGAAGUCAACGAAGAUCAUUAUCUUGUAUCUAAACGUACAUCUCUUGGCGUGCACUGCUUGGCUAUCUCACAAGACGUCUGCUUGCCUCUUAAUAUCGCUCUCCUCAACAUGAAGUACAGUUUUACGGCAACAUCCCAGGGCACUGGCGUAUUGCGACAUCAUUCCCGAGGACGAGUCCGGCAAACUCUCGGUGCAACUUGGAGAUAUGGAGCCGGUGGGGAGCAUUUUCACAGAGCUGCUGCGACUGACGUGACACAUGACGUAGAUCACACAGAUGACAUGGGCAAUGUUCAUAUAAACGUUGACAUAGAACCAGCAUUGCACGUGCAGUUUCCCAGUGCCUCGGAUACCAUAGUUUACGACCUCGUCAACCCUUCGCUAGUUCUCCGUUUUCUAGAGAAUUUGAUAGACCCCGGUGUUGUCAGCCAUUCUGAGACUGUCACAUACACGACUACAGCCCCUAUCACGGACAGUUUGGACAUUAUCACGUGUUCUAAGAUCUGUUCCGGGCGUGAGGGCGUGCACCUUGUGGUCCACAAAGCGGGGCCGGGGUACAGAAAAGACGCUGGGUUUCUUCGUUUAGAAGAGGCAUAUUCGAUUUUCAGAAGCCUUGAAGAAUAUGUGCUUGUUCCUGAUUCUGUAAAAGCUUCUGAGCACUGUAGGCCAGCUACCGUAGCCAGCACGUGUCCUGUUGGACCCGGUACCUGCCUAUGUCCUGAUGGAAGCAGUAGUAUUAAGUAUAAUCAUAGUUGCCAGUGUGACAAGUGCCCGGAUGGUAGAACUAAAAAGGUGGUCACUGAUGACCCUUCUCAGCCUGCGUGUCCAUGUCACUGUGCGGACGGUUGGCCACGGGAGAUGAACGCAGACGGCACGUGUGAGUGUGGCUGUGAAUGUCCAAAUGGCGGUUAUGGUACCGUUAAACCUGAUGGUGGCUGUCAUUGUUCAUGUGAAUGUAAAAACUGCCAGAACUCGGUUAUAGCUAGUGACGGAACGUGUUACUGUCCGAAUGAUAUCUGCCCGGUGUGUGACUCUGCCUACGAGCCCCUGUGGGAAGACUGUCACUGUGUUUGUCGUGAGAAGACCCAGUGUGGACUGUACCCUGCCUGUGUACGAGGACGACGUGGAGAGCAGUGUGACCAGCCGGACUGUGAGCCAUGCAGUUUUCAGACAGACAACGGGUUGCAAGAAUGUUUCGGCAAUGGUGUUUGCACCCCUCAAUCGUACCUCUGUAGCUCCAUGUGUGUGUGUGCCCAAUUCUGGACAGGCGUCUGUUGUAAUGUCAGAAUACCAAGAAACAUGGGAGGUGAUCCUCACUUACAGACAGCAGAUGGUAUAUCCUACGACUACCAUGGUAUCGGGGAGUUCUGGGACUGUAUGAGUACAGCUAACGACUUUGGCGUACAAGUCAGGUUCUUCGGCUAUAAACAAGCGUCACUGGUCGGUGCCGCCGCGGUCAAGGUCGGUCACAGUGUGGCCACCAUUACUACACCGGCCAAUGCUACUGAAACCACUCUUCCUACUUUAAGAAUUGACGGACUAGUCCAGAACAUAACCAAAAACAACACAAGAUUGACGCUUAACAACGACACCGUCAUUGUAGAUAUUGCUAAGGUCAGGAACAAUGCCACUGGUGCCGUGAUGAUGAUUGCAAUCCAGUAUGACACCGGUUGUCCUGGUCAGUGUAAUGGUAAAGGGAGGUGUGUGAACAGAACUUGUCAAUGUAACGACGGCUGGACUGGAACUGACUGCUCUAUAGGUAGUGACUGUAGCAUCGUUGCAACUUGUUUCAACGUGUCUGAAUGCUCCAGUCACGGGGUCUGCGUGGACUUUGACGUAUGCAAAUGUGACAGCGGAUGGGCGGGGCCAAAUUGCACAGAGUUUUCUUGUGAACGUCUGGCGGCGUGCUCAGGCCACGGUCAGUGUAAAGGAUACGAUGUAUGCAGUUGUGACAAUGGUUGGCAAGGAGACAGCUGCGCUCUGCCAGACUGUUCUUCAAAUAAUGACUGCUCCCUACACGGGGUGUGUACGUCACCUCACACGUGCACGUGUUAUGACGGUUACCAUGGUGAAAACUGUACCGCAGUGAAGAAUUGCACAUCGUUAAAUGACUGUAGUGGCCACGGUAUAUGCGCUGCCUUUGAAGGGAAUGAUACGGCUGUUAUGUGCAGGUGUUUUGAAGGCUACCGUGGCGACACGUGUGACACCGUCUCAUGUUCUACUGUAAACAACUGUUCAGGACACGGUGCGUGUUUGGAGCCCAACCUCUGUAACUGUGACACAGGCUUCGGGGGAAAUGACUGUUCUAAUUUCUCAUGUGAAGCUCUUGGAUACUGCUCUGGCAAUGGACAGUGUGUAUUAUUGGACACGUGCUUGUGUUCUGCUGGCUGGCUGGGUGAACGCUGUGACGAGCCCGUCUGCCGUGAUGUGGCCAACUGCUCUGGUAAUGGAAGUUGUGUCUCACCUAACCAGUGCGAGUGUCUGGAUGAAUACGACGGCGUCGACUGUUCUAUUAGAAUUGGUUCUAACUAUCACAGCCCAAUGUUUGCAUACAACUGGUACAAUGGCACUGUGCCGGAAAAUGCCCCACCAGGGACUAUUAUCGUGUUUCAAGAGAACAUUACCAUGAUUAACGCGACAGACUUAGAUACAGGGCGAAAUGGCAAACUUGAGUAUACUUUCUCUGGAAGCAAUGGAGCAGAGCGGUUCUUCAACAUGGACAGUCAGGGACAGUUAACAGUGGUAGCCAAACUGGACUACGACAGUCUUCCGCAGGAGUUCAUUAUGACAGUAGUGGCAUCUGACAAGGGCGUACCACCCAAGAGUGCUGCCUCCAAGGUCGCCAUCAUUGUCCAAGACGUCAACGACAACGCACCACUUUUCCAGUUGUUUGGUUUCCCAGAGAUACCAGUGAAUGCCAGCGGCGAGCUAGGACGAACGGUAGGGCGGUUCCUGGCCACAGACAAAGACAGUGGGUCGUACGGAACGGUUCGACACUCUAUAACCAACGAGAGCAACCCUGAUGCUGUAUUUGCUGUCAAUGAAGACACCGGAGAGCUGAUCGUCGUGCGUUACCCAGCCCAGUAUCGAUAUGACCUUACCAUUUUGGCGGAGGAUGGAGGAGAACCACCAAAGUCCGCCAUCUUGCCUGUUGUUAUUUCUGUCCACGGACACAUUGUUGAGGAACGAAAUGAUACAAUCGUUGUGAACCCUACGACUAACACCGUAUCACCGGUUUCCACGACCCUUGGGAGUUCUUCAACUACGGGCACCGCGGGUAAAGUGACAAGUGGUGAGACAGUACCAACGCCGAAGACGACGACAACACAAGCCACUGUGGUAAAGUCCCCACAAGCACCAUGGUACCAGACGGUGGGAUUCAAGGCCGGCGCAGGCGCAGUGGGUGGAGUGGUGGCACUGUGCCUUAUUGCUGUUAUUGUCUAUCGCUGUGUCUGGGGACAGAAAUAUAAAGUCAGCUCAAUGCCAGAGCAUCCCCGUAGAUCGCCCCCCAUGGCCUACACACACCAGAUGACAUCUAUUGGGGCAAACAAAUACGUCACGGAAGGAGACAUCGGCAACAUUGAGGACAUUGAUGCCUCGGCGGAUAGUGAGAACGAGACUGACUUCGCUUCAUUUCCACCUGGGAGACACGCUUUUAGCAAUCAGGCAUUCACUUAG